AUGAAAAGCUCAUUCCCCCCACCCUUCCGCACCGCCCGCCUCCAAUUCGACCCGAUGGUCGACGCCGACGCGGCAGGCAUCCACGCCAUCCGCGGGUUGGAAGAGGUCAUGAUAUGGAGUCACAAAAAGGUCCCUGAUGCGGAUCUCGCGACGACGGAAAAAUGGGUGGAGGAGUAUCUGCGGCCGGAGCAGCGGGUGCCUGAGAAUGUGGGGUAUGUGAUUCGGGAGAUUGGGUCUGGGUCUGGGUCUUCUGCGUCUUCUGGGCCGGUUGGAGGGGGAGAUGGAGAUGGGAAAGGUGAGUUCGAGUUCGAGUUCGAGUUCGAGUUCCAGUUACUCGUCUUGCAAGCAACAGGCCGGAUCAUCGGUUCUAUUGGCUUGCGCUAUGGGCUUGUUGAGGAAAUGGGCGGAAAGCGCUGGGAGCUGGGGUAUAUCUUCCACCCGGACUUUUGGGGGAAGGGGUAUGCGACUGAGGCUGUGAGGGGGUUGAUGGGUGCGUGGCCGGGGAUCUAUCAGGGGAUUACUUGGGGGGAUGUGCAGCAGGAGAGGAGCAGGGAGGUGGUUGCUAUCACGGACAAGGGGAAUGAGGCGAGUAUGCGUGUUUUGAGCAAGUGUGGAUUUGAGGCUGUGGAGGAGUUUCUGGAUGAGGCUGGGAUGCCGUGUGUGGCUUUUGUUUAUAGGUGUUAG
Molecule: messenger RNA, 684 nt
Organism: Aspergillus novofumigatus IBT 16806
Lineage: Eukaryota; Fungi; Ascomycota; Eurotiomycetes; Eurotiales; Aspergillaceae
Product: GNAT family N-acetyltransferase
Exons: 3
Coding region: 1-684 (227 amino acids)
Molecular function (GO): acyltransferase activity, transferring groups other than amino-acyl groups
Source: RefSeq, a predicted model, not a curated record